Myotis myotis is the source of this 1535-nucleotide messenger RNA. It is a transcript of the gene PMAIP1, whose product is annotated as phorbol-12-myristate-13-acetate-induced protein 1. Gene Ontology annotation, cellular component: mitochondrion. Lineage: Eukaryota; Metazoa; Chordata; Mammalia; Chiroptera; Vespertilionidae. The record is from RefSeq and is a predicted model, not a curated record. Gene Ontology annotation, biological process: apoptotic process; release of cytochrome c from mitochondria; DNA damage response.
AUGAAAACGCGGGCCCUGGCCUUCCGGACCUCAGAGGUUCUCGGGCGCGCUCCUAGUCGGGUCUCCGGCCUGAUCCGGCCCGUUCUGCCCGGUCCGGCCCGCCUGCCCCGCCUGCCCCGCGCGCUGCUCGCCUCCCGCAGACUCCAGGUUCGGGGACUGGGUUCCCGGGGUUGGCCGCGGAGUAAUCGCCGGCCGCCUGCGGAGAUGCCUGGGAAGAAGGCGCGUAAGAACGCGCAGCCUAGCCCGACGCGGGCUCCGGCAGAGGCUGAAAUUGAGUGUGCCCUUCAAUUAAGGAGAAUUGGAGACAAGCUGAAUUUCCUGCAGAAACUUCUGAAUCUGAUGUACAAACUCUUCGGCUCAGGAACCUGACUGCUUCAGAAGCCUUCUAAUGAGGCGACUCCUAUAAAGCUGGAUUUACCAUAUUUCAUCCAUUAGUGGUGAGAGACUGCAUUAUAAUGGAGAAGAAUGUGAAGAAGCUCUCACUUGCUUUGGGAUGUGCUUGGAAAUGAAGAUGGAAUACAUCACAAUGAAAUUCUGUUGGAGUUUUCCCAGAAGUCAUUUGUUUAUUUUAAAGCAAGAAUUGAGGAGCUUUGAAAAUAUGGAAUGAAUUAUUAGACUUCUUUGUUUCUGCUUAGAGAAUUUUUCUAGUAUUUUGUUGAAGGUUGAUGCCCAGCCUAGUGUAAGAAGAGUUGAUAAAUAACUAGAAUGUUUUGGCAGGGACCAAAAAACAGAAUAAGUUCAGUGUUUAUUUCUACUUAAGGAUGACAAUUCCAGAACAAUGUAUAAUAUUUGUUUUAUAUAUGUUAUCUUGUUAAAAGUAAAUAUUUCAUUCUGAGAACACUGAAUGUUAUAGUGAAUGUUGAUUUCAUAGGUCACUACAAAAUAUAAAAUAAUUUGAUAAUUUUUUUGACUUAAAAUGUAUUACUUCUGUUCAGAUGACUUUUCAUUAAAUGUGUUCCUGUGGGCCUUAACUGGGCAGUAUGGAAUUUGAAAAAAUUUGAUCAAAUUUGGUGCCAGUAAAAUUCCUAGGUUGAAUGUUAAAAGAUGAAGAGCAUAGUGAUUUUGGAUAACCAGGGAUAAUAGGAAAAAAAAAGUGAAUUUUACUUUUUACUGCUGAAUUAAAACUUGGUAAAACAAAUAUUCUAAAGUAAUUGUUUAUAAGAAAAUGAAUGUUUCUAAAGAAAUUUCUAAAAUCUGUAAAAUGCCCUUUUCCACACUAAUCACUGUGAAUUCUAUAAGAAGUGAUUUUUACAAGAAGUUAAACAUGUUUUCAUUAUUAGGAUAUACUUUUUAAGUUAUUUUUAAAUAACAGUUUACAUUCAAUAUUAUUUUGUAUUAGUUUCAGGUAUAAGGGAUAUACUUCUUUUAAAAAGAGGAAUAGAUUGCUCAUUCAGAAUGAAAAUUCUAUGUAUAAAUAUGGGAUUUUCACUCUGGUUGAAAUAUAUAUAUAUAUAUAUAUAUAUAUAUAUAUAUACUAAUUUUCAUUAAAGUAACAUGUAGAUUCUGAGAAAAGCUUUCAUGCAUUUCAUUUUUUU